Molecule: messenger RNA, 1479 nt
Organism: Tachyglossus aculeatus (Australian echidna)
Lineage: Eukaryota; Metazoa; Chordata; Mammalia; Monotremata; Tachyglossidae
Product: keratin-associated protein 10-6-like
Exons: 4
Coding region: 1-1479 (492 amino acids)
Source: RefSeq, a predicted model, not a curated record
AUGCAUGCAUGCAUGGGGCGGGUCGGGUCCGGGCUGGGGUCGCGGGGCGUCUCGGCGCUCCAUUGGUGGCGCCUGGGGAUCGGGGCGGCUCGGCGCUCCAUUGGCGGCGCCUGGGGCGCGCUCCCGGCGCCAGGAGGGAGGGAGAGAGGCCGCGCGUGCGCGCGCCCCCCCGCGGCCGCGCGCGCUCCGUGCUCGCGCCCGCCGCCGCCGCCGCCGCUCCCGGGCCCGCAGCGCGGCGCGGUGCAGCGCGGCGCAGCACAGCGCACCGCACAGGGCCGCAGCGGACCGCGCACACCGCCGCCUCCCAGGGGCUCCGGGGACCUCCGCUCCCUGACCCCCUGCUCCUUUGCUGCGUGCUCCCCUGCUCCUUUGCCCUGUGCUCCUUUGCUCCCUGCUCCUGUGUUCUCUGCUUCUUUGCUCUGUGCCCCUGUGCUCUCUGCUCUAUUUGCUCUGUGCUCCCGUGCUCCGUGUUCCAGGCUCAGUUCUCCCUGCUCCUUUGCCCUGUGCUCCUUUGCUCCCUGCUCCUGUGUUCUUUGCCCUGUGCCCUCUGCUCUAUUUGCUCUGUGCUCCUUUGCUCCCUGCUCCUGUGUUCUCUGCUUCUUUGCUCUGUGCCCCGGUGCUCUCUGCUCUAUUUGCUCCGUGCUUCUUUGCUUCCUGGUCUGUGCUCUUGGCUCCGUGCUCCAGGCUCAGUUCUCCCUGCUCCUUUGCUCAGUGAUCGUUUACUCCUGUGUUCUCUGCUUCUUUGCUCUGUGCCCCUGUGCUCUCUGCUCUAUUUGUUCUGUGCUCCUUUGCUCCGUGCUCCAGGCACAGUUCUCCCUGCUCCUUUGCCUUGUGUUCCUUUGCUGCGUGCUUCUUUGCUCCGUGUUUCUGUACUCUCUGCUCCGUGCUCCAGCCGCAGUUCUCCCUGCUCGGUUGCUCUGUGCUCCUUUGCUCCGUGCUCCUGUGUUCUCUGCUUCUUUGCUCUGUGCCCCGGUGCUCUCUGCUCUAUUUGCUCUGUGCUUCUUUGCUCCGUGUAUCUGUGCUCCCUAUUCCGUGCUCCAGGCUCAGUUCUCCCUGCUCCUUUGCUCCCUGCUCCUGUGUUCUCUGCUUCUUUGCUCUGUGCCCCUGUACUCUCUGCUCUAUUUGCCCUGUGCUCCUUUGCCCCGAGUUUCUGUGCUCCCUGUUCUGUGCUCUCUGCCCCGUGCUCCAGGCUCAGUUCUCCCUGCUCCUUUGCUCUGUGCUCCUUUGCUCUUUGCUCCUGUGUUCUCUACUUCUUUGCUCUGUGCCCCUGUGCUCUUUGCUCUGUGCUCCCUGCUCUAUACUCUCUGCUCCAGGCUCAGUGCUCCCAGCCCCUUAGCCCCGUGCUCCCUGCUCUUUACUCUCAGCUCCUGGCUUACUGCUCUGUGCUCCUUUGCUCUGUGCUCCUGGGUACCUGCUCCAGUGCUCGGUCCCCAGGGUGUGAACCCUGGGGCGUGUCUCCGGGUGGUACCCUUGCCUUGA